CCCAUGUGCACAGGGCAAACGGAGAUCAAGGAGACUUUCAAGUACAUCAACACAGUGGUGUCCUGCCUCGUCUUCGUCCUGGGCAUCAUCGGCAACUCCACGCUGCUGCGGAUCAUCUACAAGAACAAGUGUAUGAGGAAUGGCCCCAACAUCCUCAUCGCCAGCCUGGCCCUGGGCGACCUGCUUCACAUCAUCAUUGACAUCCCCAUCAACGUCUACAAGUUACUUGCAGAGGACUGGCCCUUUGGUGUCGAAAUGUGCAAAUUGGUACCCUUCAUUCAAAAGGCAUCAGUGGGCAUCACAGUGUUGAGUUUGUGUGCCCUCAGUAUAGAUAGGUACCGAGCAGUUGCUUCUUGGAGUCGCAUUAAAGGAAUUGGAGUGCCAAAGUGGACUGCUGUUGAAAUCGUACUGAUCUGGGUUAUAUCGGUGAUAUUGGCUGUUCCAGAAGCUAUUGCAUUUGACAUGAUUACGAUGGAGUACAGAGGAAAGGAUCUUAGAAUCUGCCUGCUUCACCCCACGCAGAAAACAUCCUUUAUGAUGUUCUACAAGCAAGCUAAAGACUGGUGGCUGUUUAGCUUUUACUUCUGUUUGCCACUGGCUAUCACAGCAUUUUUCUAUACUCUCAUGACCUGUGAGAUGUUACGAAAGAAAAGUGGGAUGCAGAUUGCUUUAAAUGACCACUUGAAACAGAGACGUGAGGUGGCCAAAACCGUGUUCUGUCUGGUACUUGUUUUUGCCUUGUGCUGGCUUCCACUUCACUUAAGCAGAAUAUUAAAACUCACUAUUUAUGAUCAGAAGGACCCCAACAGAUGUGAACUUUUAAGCUUCUUUCUUGUGAUGGACUACAUUGGUAUUAAUAUGGCUUCACUGAAUUCCUGCAUCAAUCCAAUAGCUCUGUAUUUGGUGAGCAAAAGAUUCCAAAACUGCUUUAAGUCAUGCUUGUGUUGCUGGUGCCAAUCCAAAGAUCUGUUGUCCCUGGAGGAAAGGCAGUCCUGUUUAAAGUUCAAAACUAAUGAUCAUGGAUAUGACAAUUUCCGCUCCAGUAACAAGUACAGCUCUUCAUAAAAGCAGUGCAAGAGGUAUAUUCCCUUACAUUAAUGCUGGUGCCUUUUGAAGUAAAAGUGGCAAUUACUUUUAACGAGAUGGUAACGUUUAGAAAAGUCUAGUUUUUUGUUUGCACAAAAAAAAAAUAAUUAAGAAAAUGCUUGCCCUGAAGCUGUGUCACAUUGAAAAUUGUGGACAUUUAUAAAAUCUUCAUUUAUGGAACACGAAAAAAAGUGUAGAGAGAACAAGUCUUUGUUAGCACUUGAAUACUUCUGAAUCAGCACUUCCAAAUGAUCCCCACUUCCUGUACAUUAAACGAGCAUUUGUAUUCACUAUAACAGUAGUAGGAACUGAAGUCACAGUAAUUACUGAGCAGUAUAAUGUAAUGUUAAUUGGAUCAAAGCCAUUGUUAUAUAUAACUCAAUAUAUUAUCUUUUAUAAAGCUGAUUAACCACUAUCACUAUUGUGUUUUUUUUUUUUUUUUUUAAAUAGAACAUGAAAUACUUUGUAAUAGAAGUUUGAAAGUAAAGAAGUAACAUUUUUAUCAGGGGUAUUAUAGAAUUAGCUAAUGAAAAUAUUAAAGGAUGCAGUCAAAUCAAAA
Merops nubicus (carmine bee-eater) is the source of this 1645-nucleotide messenger RNA. RefSeq names its product endothelin receptor type B (gene EDNRB). Gene Ontology annotation, biological process: vasoconstriction; regulation of blood pressure; G protein-coupled receptor signaling pathway. Gene Ontology annotation, molecular function: endothelin receptor activity. Gene Ontology annotation, cellular component: membrane. NCBI's taxonomy places the organism in Eukaryota, Metazoa, Chordata, Aves, Coraciiformes, Meropidae. Bases 4 to 1065 code for a protein of 353 amino acids. The record is from RefSeq and is a predicted model, not a curated record. The transcript is spliced from 7 exons.